AUGAAUAUAUCUCAACCGGUUAGUGCAGAAGUUUUUUCUGUAAAUUUCGGUUUUUAUACUUCUCAAGAAAUAGAAAAAAUAUCAGUAAAACAAAUUGUUAAUCCUGUGAUUUUUGAUUAUUUAGGUCAUCCUUCAAAAGGUGGUCUUUAUGAUCUUGCUCUUGGUCCUGUAAAUCGUUCAACACUUUGUUCAACUUGUCAUUUGGAUGAGCGUUAUUGUCCAGGUCAUUUUGGACACAUUUCUCUUCCAAUACCUACAUAUCAUCCUUUGUUUUUAUCUCAGUUAUAUAGGCUUUUAAGAGCAACUUGUUUGUAUUGCUAUCAUUUUAAGCUUUCAUCCUCUGUAGUGGACCUUUAUUACUGUAAAUUAAGACUUUUAGAUGCUGGUCUUCUUUAUGAAAGUCAAGAAAUUGAUAGAAUUUAUUCGAAGGACGAUACUGAAGCUGAUGAUAGUAAUUUUAAACAUAAUUUAAGUAUUUUUAAAAGGAGAGAAUCAUAUGUGCAAGAAUGUCUUACAAAAAGUAAUAUUUUUUUGGGUGGAUUAAUGCAAAAUAAAUUAAUUGAUUCUGAAAAAAGAAACUUAAUAAAAGAAUUUUUAGAAAAAAUUGUUUCUCGAAAGAAGUGUGACAAUUGUUCAUCAAUAUCGCCUAAUUUUCGUAAAGAUGGUUAUGUAAAAAUUUUUGAGCUCCCGCUUUCAAAAAAGCAUCAGGAGCAGAUGAAUAUUCUUGGAAAGGUUCGAAUAAAUGUGUUGUUAGAAACAAAAGAAAAUAUGGGUCAAAAAUUGUCUAACGGUAAUGAUUCUUUAAAAUAUUCUCAAGAUAAUUUCAGAGAUAAAAAGAGUAUUAAGCAAGAUCAUUUUUUAAGUGAAUCAGCAAUUUAUAAAACUUUUGAGGCCAGUAAUCAUCCUAGAUAUGUAUUGCCAACAGAAAUUCGUAAUCAUUUGCGACGUUUAUUUGUUAAUGAACAAAAAAUAAUGGCAUUGUUAUAUAAAGGUUCAUAUAAAUCAGAUAAUUUUUCUAUAACUCCCGAUUUUUUUUUUAUAGAUGUUAUAGCUGUUCCUCCUACUAAAUUUAGGCCGGCUUCUGUUGUUGCUACUGAUAUACAUGAAAAUGUCCAAAAUGAAUUACUUUCAAAAAUACUUCAAUCAUGUCUUCGUAUAAGAGAAUUGAAUGAUUCUGCUUCAAGUUUAAUUAAUAAUAAAGAUUACUUCGAAAAUAAAGAUUAUAAUUUUGAUAUAUUAAUAAAUGCAUUUGUUCAAUUACAGCAUGAUGUAAAUAGCUUUAUCGAUAGUAAUCGGAAUCCUACCAACUUACCUCAAGGAAGACUUCCUCCACCAGGAAUAAAACAGACUUUGGAGAAAAAAGAAGGCUUAUUUAGGAAGCAUAUGAUGGGGAAGCGUGUAAAUUAUGCUGCAAGAAGUGUUAUUUCUCCUGAUCCAAAUAUUGAAACUAAUGAAAUUGGUGUUCCACCUGUUUUUGCUAUGAAAUUAACAUAUCCUGAGCCAGUGACUCCUUAUAAUGUUGAUUUAUUAAGGCACGCUGUUAUUAAUGGUCCGGCAAAGUGGCCAGGGGCAAUUCAGGUUCAAUUGGAGGACGGACAUAUGAUUUCAUUGUUGAGGAAAACUUUUGAAGAAAGAGUUGCUAUUGCAAAUACGUUGUUAAUUUCACAAACAUAUCGAGGAACAAAUUCAUCUUUUUUAAGGAUCUCUUCAACGAAUAAAAAAGUAUUUAGACACCUUAGAGAUAAUGAUAUUCUUUUAUUAAAUCGUCAGCCGACUCUUCAUAAACCAUCUAUAAUGGCACAUAAGGCACGUGUUCUUUCAGGAGAAAAAACUAUAAGAAUGCAUUAUGCUAAUUGUAAUACAUAUAAUGCUGACUUUGAUGGUGAUGAAAUGAAUAUGCAUUUACCUCAGAAUGAAAAUGCUCGAACAGAAGCACUAUUAAUCGCUGAUACAGAUUCUCAGUAUUUGGUUCCAACAUCUGGUGCUCCACUUCGUGGAUUAAUACAAGAUCAUGUUGUUACAGGUGUUUGGAUGACUAAAAAAGAUACUUUUUUUACAAAAGAACAAUAUCAACAAUUAUUAUAUGGUCCUUUAAGACCUGAAGAUAAUGCUUCAAAUGGUGGUAAGAUAUUAACGUUACUUCCUACAAUACUUAAGCCUGCUGUUCUUUGGACUGGAAAACAAAUUAUUUCAACUGUUUUGUUGAAUUUAAAGCCUAAAAAUUAUCCUGGAUUAAAUCUUAUAUCAAAAGCAAAAGUUAGUGGAGAAUAUUGGGGGAUUCAUACUCAAGAACAAAUAAUUUUAUUUAAAGAUGGGUAUUUACUUUCCGGGGUUCUUGAUAAAUCACAAUUUGGAGCUUCAUCUUAUGGUUUAGUACAUUCAAUUUAUGAGGUAUAUGGAUCAUCUAUUGCAGGAAAAUUUCUCGGUGUACUGAGUAGAUUAUUUACUAAAUAUAUUCAAAUGAGAGGUUUUACGUGUGGUAUAGAUGAUUUAUGUUUGAAUAGUGAUGGCGAUAAUUGUAGAAAAGAAUUAAUUAAUGAUAAAUCAUUUUGUACUAUGGAAGAUCUCAAAAGUUAUAUCGGUUUAUCUGGUUAUGAUAAAUUAGAUGAUAUUAUUCUUAAAACUAAGUUAGAGCAAAUUUAUAGAGAUGAUGAAAAACUUCAAGGUUUAGAUGUUAUAAUGAAAAAUAAAAUGAGCAAUUUGACUUCUUCUAUUAUUAAAGAAUGUAUUCCUAAAGGGCUUUAUAUUAAGUUUCCAUGGAAUAAUAUGCAAAUGAUGACUGUUUCUAGUGCUAAGGGUAAUAGUGUGAAUGUUUCACAGAUCUCUUGUCUUUUAGGACAACAAGAAUUAGAAGGACGUAGAGUUCCUAUAAUGGUUAGUGGGAAAAGUUUACCUUCAUUUAAACCAUAUGAUAUGAGUCCACGUGCUAGUGGAUAUAUUUAUGGGCGUUUUUUGACUGGAAUUGGGCCUCAAGAAUAUUAUUUCCAUUGCAUGGCUGGUAGAGAGGGACUUAUUGAUACUGCUGUAAAAACUAGUCGCUCAGGUUAUCUUCAAAGAUGUUUAAUUAAACAUCUUGAAGGAAUUAGAGUACAUUAUGAUGAUACUGUUCGUGAUUCUGAUGGGAGUAUAGUUCAGUUUCAUUAUGGAGAAGAUUCUCUUGAUGUUACAAAACAAAAGCAUUUAUUGGAAUUCGAUUUUUCAGUUAUGAAUUGUAGAUCAUUGGCUCGGAAAUAUCGCAUUAAAACUAUUUAUAAAUAUCUCGAUCAUAAAAAAGCUGUUUUAUAUGCGAGAAAAUCUAUUAAAGAUCCACUGAAAUAUGAUCCUGUUCUUUCUAAAUAUAGCCCAAGUAGGUUUUUAGGAAGUAUUUCUGAGAACUUUCAACAAUCUAUAGAAAAUUAUAUUAGUAAAGAUCCACAUAAUUUUUUUCAGAAAAAUAAAAACAAUGAAUUAAUAAAAAAUAAUAUUUCUAAAGAUAGGUUUCGUUUUCUUAUGUAUAUGAGGUAUCAACAAUCCCUAGUCUAUCCUGGUGAGGCUGUAGGUGUCCUUGCUGGUCAGUCUAUUGGUGAACCUUCUACUCAGAUGACUCUCAAUACAUUUCACUUUGCUGGUUUUGGUGCUAUGAAUGUUACUCUUGGUGUUCCAAGAUUAAGAGAGAUAGUCUUAACAGCUGGUUUGAACAUUAAGACGCCUACAAUGACUUUUCGGAUUUUAGAUAAAAUAUCAGAUUAUGAGGCUGAAAUGUUUGCAAAAAAUAUUAGUAAACUUAUUUUAUCUGACUUAGUUGACAAAAUAAUUGUUACAGAGUAUAUUUUAGUUAAGACCAGAGUUAAAAAAUAUGAGAUUAAAAUUCUAUUUUUUUCGAAAUCAGAAUAUAAGGAAGAAUAUAAUUUAACGAGUUUUGAAUUGAAAAAGGUUAUGAAAAUUUAUUUUUUGAAAGAGUUAGAUAAAAUAUUAAAAAAAGUGUUUAAAAAAAAUAGUAAAAGAAUAAACAAAGAGAAUAUUAUUGGGAAAGAUGAUGCUACACCAUAUAUUGGAAAUACAAAUUCUUUUCAAAAUUCUGAAGGUCUACAAGAUCAGGAUGAUUCUUUAUCUGAUAAUAUUAUGAAUGGAGUUGAUAGUGAUAUUAUAUCUAUGAAAACUACUUUUCAGUCUAAAAGGACGAUUUAUAAUGAUGAUAGUGACAAUGAUGAUUAUGAUGAUGAGGAUCAUGAUGAUCGUGACGAUAAUGAUAAACAAAUUAUUCAAGAAAAAAAUAAUAGUAGUCAUAGUGAUAAUGAUAUUAAUGAUCAAAAUGAGAUUUAUGAUCUUGAGGUUUAUUCAGACAGUGAAAGUUAUGGAAAUAAUAUUUUAGAUAAAUUUAAAAUAAAGGAAAAUAAUAACGAUUCUGUUAUUCAAAAUACUAAAAUUUUAGAAAAUACGUAUUAUACAUGUUCAAAUUGCACAAGAUUUGAAUUUGAUAACAUUAAUGGAGAAUGGUGUGAAAUUGAGUUAGUUUAUCCUUUUGAUAUGCCUAAGUUAUUAUUAGUUGGUUUUAUAGAAAUGGCUUGUCAGAAGACUGUAAUACGAGAAAUGGCUGGCAUUUCAAAAUGUUUUCGAAUUCCACCAGAGUCGAAAUGGGAUACUUCACGUGUCUUAUGUACAGAUGGCGUUAACUUUAAAGGGAUUUGGGAAGCUCAAGAUAUUGUAUCUUUAAAUACACUUUAUUCUAAUGAUAUUACGAGUGUUCUUCGUACAUACGGUGUUGAAGCUGCUAGAAAUGUAAUAAUAACUGAAAUUUCUAAGUUGUUUAAAGCUUACGGUAUAGUUGUUGAUGUUAGACAUCUCAUUCUUAUUUCUGAUUAUAUGACAAUUGAUGGUUCAUAUAAAGCUUUUAAUAGAACGUCUAUAUCUUCUAAUGUUUCUCCUUUUUUGAAAAUGAGUUAUGAGACUUCAUGUAAUUUUCUUCAAGAAGCAACUUUGCACGGUGAUACUGAUCUCCUUAAAAAUCCUAGUGCAAAGUUAGUUAUGGGGAAAGUUGUAGAUGUUGGUACUGGCUCAUUUGAUAUUUUAAUGCCUUUGUUAUAA
Pneumocystis jirovecii RU7 is the source of this 5064-nucleotide messenger RNA. Its product is annotated as DNA-directed RNA polymerase I core subunit RPA190. Gene Ontology annotation, cellular component: RNA polymerase I complex. The transcript has 9 exons. Gene Ontology annotation, molecular function: DNA-directed RNA polymerase activity; DNA binding. Bases 1 to 5064 code for a protein of 1687 amino acids. The record is from RefSeq and is a predicted model, not a curated record. Gene Ontology annotation, biological process: DNA-templated transcription. NCBI's taxonomy places the organism in Eukaryota, Fungi, Ascomycota, Pneumocystomycetes, Pneumocystales, Pneumocystaceae.